Erinaceus europaeus (western European hedgehog) is the source of this 2663-nucleotide messenger RNA. RefSeq names its product ring finger protein 115 (gene RNF115). Gene Ontology annotation, biological process: protein ubiquitination; positive regulation of DNA-templated transcription; ubiquitin-dependent protein catabolic process. Gene Ontology annotation, molecular function: ubiquitin protein ligase activity. The transcript is spliced from 9 exons. The coding region runs from base 166 to 1116 and encodes 316 amino acids. The record is from RefSeq and is a predicted model, not a curated record. Lineage: Eukaryota; Metazoa; Chordata; Mammalia; Eulipotyphla; Erinaceidae. Gene Ontology annotation, cellular component: nucleoplasm; cytoplasm.
UCACGUGACCCGCACAGGCUAAGGAGCGGCCGGCCUCACUGAGGAAGCGGCGGUGGCGGCCGUGGCGGCGGUGGCGGCGGUGGCGGCGGUGGCGGCGGUGGCGAGGUAGCGGCCUGGCGAGCUCUGGCCGGCUGCCCUCUCGGACAACCGUGGCGGAAGAGAAAAAUGGCGGAGGCCUCGGCGGCCGGGGCGGGCGCGGGCGCCACUGUCGCGGCACACCGCUUUUUCUGCCACAUUUGCAAGGGCGAGGUCAGCCCCAAACUACCGGAAUAUAUUUGUCCUAGAUGUGAAUCAGGCUUUAUUGAAGAAGUGACAGAUGAUUCCAGUUUUUUAGGUGGUGGUGGUCGUGGUGGUGGUGGUAACCGGAUAGACAACGGCACAUCAGCACAUUUUGAGGAGCUCUGGGACCAUAUGGGCCACACAAUGCUUUUUCAAGAGUUUAGACCAUUUCUAAGUGGUACUCCGCUGGACCAAGAUAAUAGAUCCAAUGACAGGGGUCAUCAAACUCACACUGACUUCUGGGGACCAAGUCGGCCUCCACGGCUGCCAAUGACUCAGAGAUACAGGUCUCGAGGAAGUACUCGGCCUGGUAGAUCUCCUGCUAUUGAAGGAAUAAUACAGCAGAUCUUAGCAGGAUUCUUUGCAAAUUCUGCAAUUCCUGGAACCCCACACCCUUUUUCCUGGAGCGGGAUGCUGCACUCCAACCCUGGGGACUAUGCCUGGGGUCAGACAGGGCUUGAUGCCAUUGUAACCCAGCUUUUAGGACAACUGGAAAACACAGGGCCUCCCCCAGCUGACAAGGAAAAGAUCACAUCUCUUCCGACAGUGACAAUAACUCAGGAACAAGUUGCCUUUUCUCCUCCAACAGAUACGGGUUUAGAGUGUCCAGUUUGCAAAGAAGACUAUACAGUUAAAGAGGAAGUCCGGCAGUUACCCUGUAACCAUUUCUUCCAUAGCAGUUGCAUUGUGCCCUGGUUAGAACUGCACGACACGUGUCCUGUAUGUAGGAAGAGCUUAAAUGGGGAGGACUCUACUCGGCAAACCCAGAGCUCUGAGGCCUCUGCAAGCAGCAGAUUUAGCAGUGACAGCCAGCUACAUGACCGAUGGACUUUCUGAAGUUUAAAGACCACAUCUGAGCCAGGGCUGUAGUAGACUGCUUAUCACAGCCUCAAAUUGUAUUAAAAAAUAAUAACUAUAGGUGGUUUAGGAAUUGCAUAAGAAAUCCCAACUCACCAUAUUACUGCAAUGAGUGUUUUUCUUCUCUAAAUUUAAAGUUAGUAUCUACAGAUGGAAUUGUAUCUACAACCAGAUGCCUCUUAUUCCUGAAUUCAGAGUGAUAAUUUUUUUAAGUGUGAAACAAUUAUGUGGCUUUCCCUUCCAACCAGAAUAGAAUCAGUUCCUUAAAAAUCUAUAGCUAGGGCCCUGCUGUUUUUCAUGUUACCUUGUGAUGGGUGUUUUCACCUCCUUCUCCAAUCUCUACCCUACUAUUAGUGUAUUCUGCACUGAAUACAGUGGAAUCAGAGUCCCUAGGUCCUGCUGAUACAAAGUCCUAUUUUAAUUGCACAAAAGCAUUCCCCCUUUGCCACAUCAACCAUGGAAUGAGGCCAUAUCAAUUCAGGAAUCUGAGACUAGUCAUUUUGUUUUGUCUUGAAUGCUGUCAGAGAAAAAUCAAAGAAAGACUAAAUUGGAAAGAAGAAAGUGGCUUAUGUUUGUUUGGGUUUUUUUCCCCACUUUUACAGACUACUUCACAAAAUUUAGUUUCCCCAGGAGCCAGCAUGAUGUGUCUUAGGAGUCUAAUGUUGGCAGGAAUCACUUUGGUUCCUUUUGGGGAAUGAGUUAGGUUGCAUACAGGGCAGAUGUUUGAAAUCCUUGGCUCUGUUUUUUUUUUUUUUUUUUAAAUGCCUCCUCAACUUAUUGUUUAUUGUCUAUUGUCCAAGGGACAAGAGUAAUUUCCCACAUUAUAGUAAUUUCCUACACUGAAAGAAUUAUUUUAUUAUUGAUUAUACAGCCACUUCACUAUAUUUAGUAAAUUAUUUAGUCUUCAGGAAUUGGAUUUUACAUGGUGUCAUAAUGAUUUUUAAGCCCUGUUUCUAUCUCACAUUCUAUUCUGUUUAGUUCUGAUUAUACUUGGAGUCAAAUGGAUUAUUGUGAUCAUGCUGAAAAUGUAUUCUAGGAGAGGUAGGCUUUCCUUUUUUUUUUUUUUUAAGUCCAAGUGUUCAGUGCAUACUUGCAUGCUCUUUUGAGCACUUCAAUGUUCAAAACUGAAAGUUUAUGAUCAAGAAUGCUGUUAUGCUAUUGUAACUUGAAAAUCUUGAGAGGAGGUGAUGGGAGGAUGCUUAACUACUGUUGGUGCACCAGGCAGGCUGAUGGGUACCAUUUGUGUGGUUCACAUCACUCCAUAGUUUGGAAUGAUUACAGCAAGAAGGCUACUCUUCAAAGAGUCUCUCUUUCUUGGGUAGAAAUCUUUGUUGACUUGUUUUGCACUGAUUUUAGGGCUGGGAGAAGAGGGUUAGAUGUAUCUUUGUAAUAUGCUAAAAAAGAAUGGAGUGAAGGGAAGAGGUGGGAGAGGGGCUUCCUGAAUUAAUAGCUUAUCUUGAAAAGUUGUGACUAGAAGGUAUAAUUCAGGUUGAGCCUCGAGGGAAUAAAAUGUGUUUUCUCAUUUA